This is a messenger RNA of Pelodiscus sinensis (Chinese soft-shelled turtle), 953 nucleotides long. NCBI's taxonomy places the organism in Eukaryota, Metazoa, Chordata, Testudines, Trionychidae. The record is from RefSeq and is a predicted model, not a curated record.
GAUACAGUUGCAAAUGUCGAAAUGGAUGGGCAGGCUUGAAUUGUGAGGAGGAUAUUGAUGAAUGCAGUUCUAAUCCCUGUGUCCAUGGCAUCUGCAUCCAGAAGGAACCCAGCUUGGGUUACACCUGUUUUUGCAAACCUGGAUUUGUGGGACGAAGCUGUGAGCUUAAUUACAAUGAUUGCCUAAUACAGACCUGCUCUGCUGGGUUUCUUUGCAAUGAUGGAAUAAACAAUAUCACCUGUUUACCUGCUAUACCCAAAAGCAACAAAACUAUCAUUGAAAUGGUUGGAGUGCCCCCUACUGAGGUUUUAGACAGUGACCUUACUCCAACAGCUUCUGUUUCUACUGGGAUUUGGUCUAAACAUGCUACUUCUGAUUUCCAUACAGCACAGAUAUCCCAAGAUUUCAACUAUGCUCAAUAUCAUGGAGACUCUUAUCUGGAAUUUCAAGGCUUGCAGUUGAAACCUCAAAACAAUAUCCAUUUAGAAUUUCAGACCUAUAGCUGCCAAGGUCUCCUUCUGUUCAUUGCACAGAGCCCAGAAACAAUGGGACAUUUCUUUAUUCAACUCUUCAUCAAACAUGGCACAUUACAGUACCAAUUUGUAUGUGAUGGGGCAGCAGAAAUUAGAAGCAUCAAUACUACUAUUAGAGUGGAUGAUGGACAAAAGUAUAGAGUGCACAUUAGGCAAGACAUGAUACCAUGUGAUGCUGAACUGUCAGUCCUGGGGACUUCUACAAAGAUAAGCAUGCCUACCAAUCUCUGGUCCAGUUCAGUUUGGCUUAAGACAGGCCCUGUAUUUAUAGGUGGUUUACCUCAUCGCUAUGCAACAAAACAGGUGCCUGAACCUGUCUACAAUUUCACUGGCUGUAUACAAGUUCUCAAAAUCAAUAAUCUGGGACCUUUCACCUUUUCUAAUGCUGUGGGAAGAAACAAUAUUGACAGCUGCAGGUAA